AGCAUCCAGUGUGUAGUCUUUGUUUUCCAUAAUUAAACUGUUAUAUUUCUAAGGGAGCAGAAAGCUUUGCAUGUAUGGUAAUUGUAUGUGUGCAACUCGCAGCACAUGGGUCUGAGGCUAGGUGUUUGAGGCCCUGUUCGUGGGCACUGCAAAGCACACUAGCACACAGGGCAAAGUGCACAUGCGUGUUCAGAAACAAGGCUACAACGAAGUAUCCUGAUGCAACUUGGUUGAAGGAUGCCAAAAACAGCCAGGAUUCACUAUGUGCAUGGUUUUGGUUUUUGAAUUGAUUUUUGUUCAUUCAAAAACCAUUUACUUUUUUUUUCCGAUGCCACAUUCAGUUAUUCAGUUUAAGAGAUUGGCUUCUAGAGCUCCUAAGCAAAGAACAGGAGGGUAACAGGAAAAUCACUCCCAGCCACCAGUACAUUCCUGUCCAGCCCCUGCCUUGUGCCAUUGUCUGAUAAGCUGUGGAGAGUAAGAACAAUCAACCCAGAACUGUGGCUGGAAGAAGGGCAAGGGGACUCCAGUUCAUUCUGUGGCCAGCAAGCAGACGGCCUCCCGUCUCCUUGGCCCUGGAUCCUGGAUGGUAUCAGUUCUCCCCAAGGAUUCCAACAGGGACCUGUACACACUGACCCCAACAGAAGUGCUGAACUCCACGUGGGCACAUCUCCCUGAUACAUACCAGCCCACUUGUAGCAUCAUCAACAUGGGACACCAGGACAGAAACACUAGCUUUGCACCAGCCUUAAAUCCACCCCAAGACCAUGUCUCCUUGCUCCCCUCAAACUUCAGUUAUGGCGACUAUGACCUCCCCCUGGAUGAGGAUGAGGAUGUGACCAAGACACAGACCUUCUUUGCAGCCAAAAUUGUCAUCGGCGUGGCACUGGCAGGCAUCAUGCUAAUCUGCGGCAUUGGCAACUUUGUCUUCAUUGCUGCCCUCGCCCGCUACAAGAAGCUGCGCAACCUCACCAACCUCCUCAUUGCUAACUUGGCCAUCUCUGACUUUCUGGUGGCGAUCGUCUGCUGCCCCUUUGAGAUGGACUAUUAUGUAGUACGGCAGCUUUCCUGGGAGCACGGUCACGUGCUUUGUGCCUCUGUCAACUACCUUCGGACGGUCUCCCUGUACGUCUCCACCAAUGCUCUGCUGGCCAUCGCUAUUGACAGAUAUCUCGCUAUUGUCCACCCCUUGAAACCUCGGAUGAAUUAUCAGACCGCCUCCUUCCUGAUCGCUUUGGUCUGGAUGGUCUCCAUCCUCAUCGCUGUCCCAUCUGCCUACUUCACCACAGAAACCAUCCUCGAUAUCGUCAAGAAUCAGGAAAAAAUCUUCUGUGGUCAGAUCUGGUCGGUAGACCAGCAGCUCUACUACAAAUCCUACUUCCUCUUCGUCUUUGGGCUUGAGUUCGUGGGUCCUGUGGUCACUAUGACCCUGUGCUAUGCCAGGAUCUCCCAGGAGCUCUGGUUCAAGGCUGUACCUGGCUUUCAGACAGAGCAAAUCCGCAAGCGACUGCGCUGCCGCCGCAAGACAGUGCUAUUGCUCAUGGGCAUCCUCACAGCCUACGUGCUGUGCUGGGCGCCUUUCUAUGGCUUUACCAUAGUGAGAGACUUCUUCCCCACGGUGGUUGUGAAGGAGAAGCACUACCUCACCGCCUUCUACGUUGUGGAGUGCAUUGCUAUGAGCAACAGCAUGAUCAAUACUAUAUGCUUCGUGACGGUCAAGAACAACACCAUGAAAUACUUCAAGAAGAUGCUGCGGCUCCACUGGAGGCCCUCUCACUAUGGGAGUAAGUCCAGCGCUGACCUCGACCUCAAAACCAGUGGGGUGCCUGCCACUGAAGAGGUGGAUUGUAUCAGACUAAAGUAGCCUGCAGGUAUUGCCCAAGGAAAAACUUAACAUUCGAUACUCAGUACAUCACACACCAUCAACCACUCACAAGCUACAUGGAAAGAUACAGCUGUAUUCAUGUUCUCCUGCUGUAAUGUAUCUGGAUGCUUCUGUGUAAUAACAUACAGCACAACUGAUAUCUGCAUAACAUCUUAAGAGACUAGACGCAAGUAGUAACAAGUGAAGUGGACUGAAUGCUUUUGUCUGCAAAUCACCCCAACAGAUUAUUCAAGGACAAGAGCUGACAUUUGAGGAUUACCUGCUAUGUGCAAAAACAGUUACAAAAAAAAAAAAAAAGGUAGAAGCUAUUUUGAGUUAUUAAGCUCUAUCUAUCCAUCCA
Messenger RNA from Mastomys coucha (southern multimammate mouse), 2222 nucleotides. RefSeq names its product prokineticin receptor 2 (gene Prokr2). Gene Ontology annotation, biological process: neuropeptide signaling pathway. The transcript has 3 exons. Gene Ontology annotation, molecular function: neuropeptide Y receptor activity. Lineage: Eukaryota; Metazoa; Chordata; Mammalia; Rodentia; Muridae. The record is from RefSeq and is a predicted model, not a curated record. Gene Ontology annotation, cellular component: membrane. The coding region runs from base 584 to 1861 and encodes 425 amino acids.